GUGUUGGUAUUUUAGAACAGAUGGCAUUUUCUCACCGUGCAUUGUCAAAGGAGUAGUGAGCAAUGGCAUUCCGUCUACUGUCACAUCAAAAUCUGAGGAAGUUGUCCGCUUCUUUCACUCUCCUUAAUCCAUCCCAGAAGACACUACUUUCACCUUCCCUUCCAUCUCUCAGAACUGAUUUUAUUUCCCCUGGCAAAUACUCAAGCCCAUUUUACCCGUUUGUGAAUUCAUGGGGUGCUCGAUGGGCUAGCUAUGAGUCAGUGAAUCUUGUUCUGUCAGACGAUGGGAAACCCAAGUUUGAGAUUGAAGAGGUGGAGCCCUCCAAGAAGGGGAGGUAUCAGACAAAGAGGCGUUUGAAACUUCAGAGAAAACGGGAAAAGAAGAAGCGGAAGGAGGCCAAUAAGAAUGAUCCACGGCGUAUCAGACCCAAGGGCAAAAAAAUAAAACAGAAAUUUCCUACAGCUGAAGCUCGGCUCAAAUACAAGAUCGAGAAGGCCAGAUUAAAAGAAGCUAUGCUGGUUGAGAAACUAAAGAGGUAUGAGGUUGCGAAAGCUCAAGGCCCUGUCGCUAAACCAGAGGAUCUCAAUGGCGAGGAAAGAUUUUAUUUGAAGAAAGUUUCACAGAAAAAGUCAAAUUAUGUCCCAAUUGGAAGGCGGGGUGUUUUUGGGGGUGUAAUUCUGAACAUGCAUUUGCAUUGGAAGAAACAUGAGACUGUCAAGGUUAUCUGUAAGCCUUGCAAACCAGGGCAAAUUCAGGAGUAUGCAAGUGAGAUUGCUCGACUGAGUGGUGGUGUUCCUAUUAAUGUUGUUGGAAAUGACACCAUAGUCUUCUACCGAGGAAAGGACUAUGUUCAGCCAGAGGUCAUGUCACCAAUUGAUACACUGUCAAAGAAAAAGGCACUUGAAAAAUCAAAAUACGAACAAUCGCUGGAGACAGUUCGACGUUUCAUUGCAGUAUCUGAAAAGGAGCUCGAACUAUACUAUCGGCAUGUUGCACUUUAUGGAAAACCAGAAUCCGAGAAUACUGAUCUGGUUCAUGGUUAUGGUAGGGAAGCUUCUUCACUAGAAAUGGUGGAGUUAAAACAUUGUGGAAAGGACCAAGGACCUCAUCUGGCUGGUAAAGAUUUCUCUGAUAUUGACACGAUGGAUACAUCCGAAUCUGAUGAAGAAUAUGAUUCUAGUAGUGAAUCUGAUGUCAAUAAUGUUGUGACUGGAGAUGCUAUAGAAAGUUCUGAGGACACUGAUGUUUUGGAUAAUCGGGUGCUCUAGGGGGGUGAACUGCAGUUACCUCUCGUGGCACUCCUCAUAACAUCAAAUUCCUUCA
Lolium rigidum is the source of this 1323-nucleotide messenger RNA. RefSeq names its product CRM-domain containing factor CFM9, mitochondrial-like. Bases 63 to 1268 code for a protein of 401 amino acids. Gene Ontology annotation, molecular function: RNA binding. The transcript is spliced from 4 exons. The record is from RefSeq and is a predicted model, not a curated record. NCBI's taxonomy places the organism in Eukaryota, Viridiplantae, Streptophyta, Magnoliopsida, Poales, Poaceae.